Molecule: messenger RNA, 7129 nt
Organism: Lethenteron reissneri (Far Eastern brook lamprey)
Lineage: Eukaryota; Metazoa; Chordata; Hyperoartia; Petromyzontiformes; Petromyzontidae
Biological process (GO): regulation of transcription by RNA polymerase II
Cellular component (GO): nucleus
Molecular function (GO): RNA polymerase II transcription regulatory region sequence-specific DNA binding; DNA-binding transcription factor activity, RNA polymerase II-specific
Source: RefSeq, a predicted model, not a curated record
UAGUCACCCAAACACACAUUUCCAAGAAUCUCAGGGUCCAUAUAAAGAUGUACUCAGAAAUGAAAAUAAUUUAUUGCUGGAAAACUAUGAGCAAGACAAAAUUGUUGAGUUGCCUGGCAUUGGUAAUGAAGAGGUUAGAGAAAAUAUUUUUUGUUGUACAGCCAGUCCAUCCAAUGCAAAUCCUAAAGCAGAGAAAGGCAUGCAAUAUGGUGCACAUUUCAGUGACGGAAAGGUCAUAAAUAGUCAAAUAAAUACAUCACAUUGUGCCGCUGAACAUGGACAAACCAAGAAGUUGGCGAUGGUUGAAGAAUAUAAAGCCUCAAAAAAUAUUACAUCACAUAUAUCAGAUUUGAUGCAAGAGGACAGUUUAAAACCGUGCCUCCAAGAUGGUAUUUGUGAUGUAAAUGCCAUACUCUCUAACACACUACCCCUAGAUGUUGCAGUAAUCAAUACAGGUUGUUGUACGAUUCAAGAGCAAUCUGAUAUUACAAAAGAUGUUUUGCUUAUGUAUCAAAGCAAAACCAAUGACUCACUUCAGAAAAAUAGUAUAUCUUCAACUUGUGAUAAUUUAUCUGAUACGCAAGGUAUGUACUCUGUUGAUGAUACUGCUGCAAACGUAAACAUAUGUGCAAGUAAUGUAGUUGAAACCAUUAUUCAAAAACGUGUUUCAAAACAAAAUGAAAAACAAACUAUUCGACAAAUAAGUCGAGCAGAUAUGACUAAUUACAUAGAUAAUUCCUUCCUUAGUCGGAAGCUUUGGAAAUGCCGUCUUUGUAACAAGAUCUAUAUGACAAAGGAAAAUUUGAUUACUCACAUGAUAACACACUGCGAAGCUGGAAAAGACAGUGGCUUUAAUUUAGAAAAGUGUCCUAUCGAAAAGCAAUCUGUAGAUGUUGAAAACAAGCCAUUGCUUUUCAGUCCUAGUAUAACAGGUGAAGGAGUUCAUAAAAAUAGUCCAUGCUCAUCUUGUGAGCAGAUGCCUACCAAGCGGUGCACUCCAGUUCAUGAAAUUGCUAUUUUAGAAUGUCUCCCUAAACACAAUGAGAUAAAUACAUUUUCCCAAUUAAAUCGAGCAUCUAUGAACGAUUACAUCGACAACUCCUACAUAACAAAAAAGUAUGGCUGUAAGCUUUGGCAAUGCCGAAAAUGUGUAAAAAGAUAUACAACUAAGUACAAUUUCGUGACUCACAUGUUGACACACUCUAAAACUGGAAAAUGCAUUAGCUCAAAUAUCUUUAGUCAUGAGCUUCAACAAAAAACGGAAGGUGGUGUGAAGAGUGCAAUGUUGUUCAAUUCCAAUAAAAUAAGUGAAGUCUUUCAGAAAAAUAAUCCCUGUUCAACUUUUGACCACUUGCCUAUGGAGCAGAAUUGUUCCUCUACUGAAGCAUCUUCUACAAAGCCAGAUCUAUUUGCUCGUGGCAUUGUGGAUGGAGCUGUUGUUGCAGAAUACGUCCCAAGACACAAUGAGAUCGUGACAUUGUCACAAUUAUAUGGAGCAGCUAUGAACAAUUACAUCGAAAACUCCUACAUAACCAAAAAGUAUGGCCGUAAGUUUUGGCAAUGCCGAAUAUGUGUAAAAAGAUAUACAAAUAAGGACAAUUUUGUGACUCACAUGUUGACACACUCUAAAACUGGAAAAUUAAUUGACUUGAAUUUCAAAAGUCAUAAGAUCCAAGAGAAAACGAAAGGUAUUGUAAACCGUGCAUUGUUUUUCAGUUCUAGUAAAAUAAGUGAAGUCUUUCAGAAAAAGAAUGCCUGUUCAACUUCUGAGCACUUGCCUAUGGAGCAGAAUUAUUCCUCUCCUGAAGCAUCUUCUACAAAGCCAGAUCUGUGUGCUCGUGGCACUGUGGAUGGAACUGUUGUUCCAGUGUACGUCCCAAGACACAAUGGGAUAAUGAAAUAUUCCCAAUUAUAUCGAGCAGCUAUGAACAAUUAUAUCGACAACUCCUACGUUACCAAAAAGUAUGGCUGUAAGCUUUGGCAAUGCAGAAAAUGUGUAAAAAGAUAUACAACUAAGUACAAUUUCGUGACUCACAUGUUGACACACUCUAAAACUGGAAAAUGCAUUGGCUCAAAUAUCUUUAGUCAUGAGCUUCAACAAAAAACGGAAGGUGGUGUGAAGAGUGCAAUGUUGUUCAAUUCCAAUAAAAUAAGUGAAGUCUUUCAGAAAAAUGAUGCCGGUUCAACUUUUGACCACUUACCUAUGGAGCAGAAUUGUUCCUCUACUGAAGCAUCUUCUACAAAGCCAGAUCUAUUUGCUCGUGGCAUUGUGGAUGGAGCUGUUGUUGCAGAAUACGUCCCAAGACACAAUGAGAUCGGGACAUUUUCACAAUUAUAUGGAGCAGCUAUGAACAAUUACAUCGAAAACUCCUACAUAACCAAAAAGUAUGGCCGUAAGUUUUGGCAAUGCCGAAUAUGUGUAAAAAGAUAUACAAAUAAGGACAAUUUUGUGACUCACAUGUUGACACACUUUAAAACUGGAAAAUUAAUUGACUCGAAUUUUAAAAGUCAUAAGAUCCAAGAGAAAACGAAAGUUAUUGUAAAUCGUGCAUUGUUUUUCAGUUCUAGUAAAAUAAGUGAAGUCUUUCAGAAAAAGAAUGCCUGUUCAACUUCUGAGCACUUGCCUAUGGAGCAGAAUUAUUCCUCUCCUGAAGCAUCUUCUACAAAGCCAGAUCUGUGUGCUCGUGGCACUGUGGAUGGAACUGUUGUUCCAGAGUACGUCCCAAGACACAAUGGGAUAAUGAAAUAUUCCCAAUUAUAUCGAGCAGCUAUGAACAAUUAUAUCGACAACUCCUACGUUACCAAAAAGUAUGGCCGUAAGCUUUGGCAAUGCAGAAAAUGUGUAAAAAGAUAUACAACUAAGUACAAUUUCGUGACUCACAUGUUGACACACUCUAAAACUGGAAAAUGCAUUGGCUCAAAUAUCUUUAGUCAUGAGCUUCAACAAAAAACGGAAGGUGGUGUGAAGAGUGCAAUGUUGUUCAAUUCCAAUAAAAUAAGUGAAGUCUUUCAGAAAAAUGAUGCCGGUUCAACUUUUGACCACUUGCCUAUGGAGCAGAAUUGUUCCUCUACUGAAGCAUCUUCUACAAAGCCAGAUCUAUUUGCUCGUGGCAUUGUGGAUGGAGCUGUUGUUGCAGAAUACGUCCCAAGACACAAUGAGAUCGUGACAUUUUCAAAAUUAUAUGGAGCAGCUAUGAACAAUUACAUCGAAAACUCCUACAUAACCAAAAAGUAUGGCCGUAAGUUUUGGCAAUGCCGAAUAUGUGUAAAAAGAUAUACAAAUAAGGACAAUUUUGUGACUCACAUGUUGACACACUCUAAAACUGGAAAAUGCAUUGGCUCAAAUAUCUUUAGUCAUGAGCUUCAACAAAAAACUGAAGGUGGUGUGAAGAGUGCAGUGUUGUUCAAUUCCAAUAAAAUAAGUGAAGUGAUUCAGGAAAAUAAUGCCUGUUCAACUUCUGAGCACUUGCCUAUGGAGCAGAAUUGUUCAUCGACUGAAGUAUAUUCUACAAAGCCAGAUCUGUGUGCUCGUGGCACUGUGGAUGGAACUGUUGUUCUAGUAUACGUCCCAAGACACAAUGAGAUAAUGAAAUUUUCACAAUUAUAUCGAGAAGUUAUGAACAAUUACAUCGACAACUCCUACAUGACCAAGAAGUAUGGCCGUAGGUUUUGGCAAUGCCGAAUGUGUGUCAAAAGGUAUACGACUAAGUACAAUGUUGUGACUCACAUGUUGACACACUCCAAAACUGGAAAAUUCAUUGACUCGAAUUUCAAAAGUCAUAAGAUCCAAGAGAAAACGGAAGGUGUUGUAAACCGUGCAUUGUUUUUCAGUUCUAGUAAAAUAAGUGAGGUGCUUCAGGAAAAUAAUGCCUGUUCAACUUCUGAGCACUUGCCUAUCGAGCAGAAUUGUUCCUCUCCUGAAGCAUCUUCUACAAACCCAGAUCUGUGUGCUCAUGGCACUGUGGAUGGAAUUAUCAUUCCAGAAUAUGUCCCAAGACACAAUGCGAUCGUGACAUUUUCACAAUUAUAUCGAGCAGCUAUGAACAAUUACAUCGACAAUUCCUACAUAACCAAAAAGUAUGGCCGUAAGCUUUGGCAAUGCCGAAUAUGUGUAAAAAGAUAUACAACUAAGUACAAUUUUGUGACUCAUAUGUUGACACACUCUGAAACUGGAAAAUUAAUUGACUCGAAUUUCAAAAGUCAUAAGAUCCAAGAGAAAACGGAAGGUGUUGUAAACCGUGCAUUGUUUUUCAGUUCUAGUAAAAUAAGUGAAAUCUUUCAGAAAAAGAAUGCCUGUUCAACUUCUGAGCACUUGCCUAUGGAGCAGAAUUGUUCCUCUACUGAAGCAUCUUCUACAAACCCAGAUUUGUGUGCUCGUGACACUGUGGAAGGAACUGUUCCAGUAUACGUCCCAAGACACAAUGAGAUAAUGACAUUUUCACAAUUAUAUCGAGCAGCUAUGAACAAUUACAUCGACAACUCCUACAUAACCAAAAAGUAUGGCCGUAGGUUUUGGCAAUGUCGAAAGUGUGCCAAAAGGUAUACGACUAAGUACAAUUUUGUGACUCACAUGUUGACACACUCCUAAACUGCAAAAUUAAUUUCCUCGAAUUUCAAAAGUCAUAAGAUCCUAGAGAAAACGGAAGGUAUUGUAAACCGUGCAUUGUUUUUUAGUUCUAGUAAAAUAAGUAAAGUGCUUCAGAAAAAGAAUGCCUGUUCAACUUCUGCAGCACUUGCCUAUCGAGCAUAAUUGUUCCUCUCCUGAAGCAUCUUCUACAAACCCAGAUCUGUGUGCUCAUGGCACUGUGGAUGGAACUGUUGUUCCAGAAUACGUCCCAAGACACAAUGGGAUAAUGAAUUUUUCACAAUUAUAUCGAGCAGUUAUGAACAAUUACAUCGACAGCUCCUACAUAACCAAAACGUAUGGCCGUAGGUUUUGGCAAUGCCGAAUGUGUGUCAAAAGGUAUACGAAUAAGUACAAUUUUGUAACUCACGUGUCAACACACUCCAAAACUGGAAAAUCCCUUGGCUCGAAUUUCCAAAGACAUAAGAUUCAAGAAUAAACGGAAGGUGGUGUGAGCAGUGCAUUGUUUUUCAAUUCCGGUGAAAUUAGUGAAGUGCUUCAGGAAAAUAAUGCCUGUUCAACUUCUGAGCACUUGCUUAUAGAGCAGAAUUGUUCCUCUCCUGACGCAUCUUCUACAAACCCAGAUCUGUGCGCUAUUGGCACUGUGCUUGAAACUGUUAUUCAAGAAUAUGUCCCAAGACACAGUAAGAUAAUGACAUUCACACUUAUAUUGAACAGCUAUGAACAAUUACAUCGAUAACUCCUACAAAACCAAAAAAUAUAGCCGUAAGUCUUGGAAAUGCUGAAUGUGUGUCAAAAGGUAUACGACUAAGUACAAUUUCGUGACUUAUGUUAAGACACUCUGAAAAUGAAAAAUUAAUUGGCUCCAAUGUUAAAAGUCAAAAGAUCCAUGAGCAGACAGGUGAAGUGCUUCAUAAAAAUAUUGCAUGCAAAAACUUUGAUAAGUUGUUGGCUGAUCAACAUUUUUCCACUGAAUUAUCUUCCAGAAACAAAGAUUUUUGUGCAAAUAGUAAAAUGUAUGGAAUUAUAAAAGAACACCAUUCAUUUGGUCAGAUGAGUGAAAGAAAUGUACAAUUACAUAGAUGAUUCCUACAAAGGAAUCACAGUGUUUGGUAAAAAUAUUUGGCGAUGCCAUAUUUGUGAUAAAAGCUACAUAUCCAAGUACAAUUUGGUGACUCAAGUUCACUCAUCAAUUCUAGAAAAAAAUGUUCAAAGGGUAAAAAGCAGUUUUCUAUGCACUUUGCCUUGACAAGACACUUUCAGAACAAGUGUCGCACUCUCUAAUACAAUUGCAAAGUCUGUGAAAAGGCCUUUUCAAGUCGAUGGAUGCUCUCCCAUCACCUGGCUACAUAUAGAUGUAGCCAGGUGAUGGAUUCGCGAGGGUUACGUUUUUUAAAACGCUCGCUUAAAACAUCGGGGAGGAAUGGUGAAUGUUCCGUACAAUAAAUACAGAUUAAAUUAUAAAGAACAAUGGUUUGUAUUACCUUUGAUGAGAGAGGAAAGUGCAGAUGCAAUUUCUUCUCUCAUUGGAGCAAUUAACAAGCAAGUAUGUAUAAAGUAAAAUGCACAAUAGCGAGUUCAGAGGAUCUUUAAGGUAGUAUAUAUUCGUGGUACACGGGAUUUCUGCGGGACUAAGAACAAAGUUGGCAGCCAAGGGGGUGCCUCAUCUUCGCAGACAGUUUCAAUUUAAAAAUUCUGUGCGCACCUCCCUGGUGUCGAUGGUCUGGCAGAUACACUCGCAAAUACUGGAGUCCAGCCAGUCGCGAAUAGGGAAUUAGUAUGCAUUAAAUUACUCUAAUCCAGAACGUGUGAAUAGUGACGGUUUGCUGUAUUGCAUUGGCAGCUCAUGGCUCCCGUGUUCUGGUCUCAGGUGAAUUGCACAGGUGGAUGAAUUUAUAAUUGGAAAGGGAAAGCAAUGCUUAAGAAUGCACAAUUACACCAGUUCUCCAGGGAAGGUGCGUUAAAUCCACAUGCUCAUAUGGUGGGAGACAAUCCGGACACCUGUAUAGUUAGCAUGUUUUCCGUUCUCACGUGGAUUUUUCUCAUGAUCCUCUAGUUUGUAUCUCCACAUUUAGAAUCCACGUGCAUUUAGAGUAUUUGGCUGCGAUAAAUUUCCACACGAUAAGCCACUUCGUUGAGCUGGCAUUUGUGGCCAGGUCACUUCUAAAAAAGCUAUAUAGCUCAGUGAGCCUUACCUGGUAAAAUAUUUUUGUAAUAGUUUAAUAGAUUUCCAAUACUAUCACCACGAGCCUCCAAUGCUAUAUCAUCCAUGGGCUAGAUCAGAAAUUGGUACGAUGUAAGAUAGCAAAACUUUUAGUCAUAUUAAUUUAUGUACAGGGGUAAUACGAGUAAAUUAUUUUUUAUAACCCACUCAUUUCAAAUUGUUAUCACUUAAUUCACUUGUUGGCUGCAAAUAAAUGGCAAUCACUAAAGUUAUGCCAGCUCAGGUGGUAGUGAAAAAUAAUAUAUCUGGUGUGGGUUGAUAUAUAAGACAGUCCAAACAUGAAAAUGUAAGAGUAAAAAAAGCAAAUCUUACUUGCAGAA